AUGCACCCUCCUUUGUUUGAUGGGAGAGGCGAUUCAACUUUGGCAGAGGAUUGGAUUCAGGACAUUGAGGAGAUUUUUCAAGUCCUAACCUGUACUGAGGAGCAAAAAGUGGCGUACGCCACAUUCAAGCUUACUGGGGAAGCGAAGAGGUGGUGGAUCUCUGAAAGAUCUAUCAGGGAAGCAGAGGGGACAGAGAUAGUCAGUUGGCUACACUUCAAGCAGAUCUUUCUUGAGCGCUUUUUCCCUAGCUCGUUCCGUGAGGACAAGGCUAUGGAAUUUGCCACCUUGGUUCAGGGAACAAUGACGGUUCAUCAGUAUGCUGCUAGGUUUACUGAGUUAUCCCGUUUUGCUAUUUAUCUGAUUCCCGAUGAGGAAAAGAAGGCACGCAAAUUUGAGCAAGGACUGAAUGAGAAACUGUAUGAGCGUGUGGUGGGUUUCCAGAUUCGGAACUUUUCAGAAUUGGUGAACAAAGCAACAGUUUUUUAA
Molecule: messenger RNA, 486 nt
Organism: Juglans regia (Persian walnut)
Lineage: Eukaryota; Viridiplantae; Streptophyta; Magnoliopsida; Fagales; Juglandaceae
Exons: 1
Coding region: 1-486 (161 amino acids)
Source: RefSeq, a predicted model, not a curated record